CUGGAUCUGGAUGGGAUGUCGUUGAUGUUGAUUAUAUGGAAUAGCUGGCUGUUCUAUCUAGGUCUAUGAUCUGUUCUGCUCUGUUUGCUCUAUUCCCUUCCCUUCCAGCAUCCCCCACAACCCUAAAUAGGUACCUCCGCGCCUCCUCAAAGCCAGAACAGGAGCGGAGGCACUCACACACACUCUCUCAACGCAGACACCCCCACGGGCACCCAUCCAUCCAUUCAUUGCGUCACCAACGGCACCCAAACGGUCCCGCCAAACCGGGUUUUAACAAGCAGAAACAGCAGCACAGCCGCCGGGUGCGCGAACGGGUACCUGGCUGGCUGGCUGCAUGGGGCUUGUUAUUAGGCCGUCAGUCAGAGCGACCGGAUUGAGCAGCGUAGACGGGCGGGCAUGGUCGUGCGUGCGUGCGUACGUCUUGGGUCACUACUGCGAGCGGCACCGGGCUCGGGGUCGAGGGUGGGGAGUGGGGGGAUGCGGGCGCUGCUGGAUGGGAUGCGAUGCUGUCUUGGACCGGCGGCAGCGAGACAAGACAGGCUGGACGAAAUGGGAUGGGAUGGGAUGGGGUGAGCACGAGGCGAGGUGAGUGUGGGCGGACGGUGG
Messenger RNA from Aplosporella prunicola CBS 121167, 606 nucleotides. RefSeq lists its product as uncharacterized. The transcript has a single exon. Lineage: Eukaryota; Fungi; Ascomycota; Dothideomycetes; Botryosphaeriales; Aplosporellaceae. The record is from RefSeq and is a predicted model, not a curated record. The coding region runs from base 66 to 377 and encodes 103 amino acids.